GUGUCGCGCAGCUCAAUAGUACUGCGACCGUGGACGGAGUCGCACGCGCAUCGCGACAAGGUGGUCAACUCUUGCAUCACCACAACCCAGCAACAAUUAGCUCUGUAGAGAGCUCAGCGAGGGGAAUCGAAAAAAACCGGCUUUGCGGGUUUCAGUGGAUCAGUUAUUGUUUUGUUUGCUUGUUAGUACAAGGAAACGUACCUUGCAGUCAUGCGUUCCCGAGGUGCUCGUCCACUGCUGAUAGUGGCAGUAGGAUGCUGCCUGCUGGGUCUGGCCGCAGCGCAGGACGAUCUGGACGCUCUGUUCCUGUCCGUGUUCAAUCUGACGGACCCAACACCAGCACCAUCCGCUACACAGGCGACUCCAGCUGCUCCGGUGGCUGCGGUUCCGACUCAGGGCGCCGCAACUCCAGCUCCUGAGAGACAAUAUACUUGCACCGGCGAGUGCGUCCAGUACUAUCUGUGCAGCGACAAUCAGAUCAUUACCGAUGGUGCCGGCAUUAUCGAUAUCCGUGUCGGUGAGGAUCCGGAGGAGGAGAGCGAGUGCCCCCACUUCCUGAACACCUGCUGCGAGAAGGAUUCGGUGUUGAUCGAUCCACCCGCUUCGUUGACCACCCCGAAACCACCGCCGGAGCAGCACCGACCGACCUGUGGUUUCCGCAAUGCCGAGGGAAUCGGAUUCCGUAUCACCGGCAACAAAGCGGGCGAAGCCGAGUACGGUGAGUUCCCGUGGAUGGUGGCGGUGUUGCGCGAGGAGCGCGUGAUCGACAGCAACCUGAAUGUGUACGAGUGCGGUGCGUCGCUGAUCGCCCCGAACGUCGUCCUCACGGCGGCCCACUGUGUGUUCAACAAGCAGCGCGAACAGCUACUGAUCCGGGCGGGCGAAUGGGACACCCAAACGCGCAACGAGCUGCACCCGCACCAGGAUCGCCGGGUGGUCGAGCUGAUCACGCACGAAUCGUUCAACAAGGGUUCGCUGGCGAACGAUGUGGCACUGCUGAUCCUCAACGAACCGUUCCAGCUGGCCGAGAACGUGCAACCGGUCUGUCUGCCACCGAAGGAUGCCAAGUUCGAUCAGAACGAGUGCUUUGCGUCCGGCUGGGGUAAGAACAUCUUCGGCAAGGAGGGCAAGUACCAGGUGAUACUGAAGAAGGUGAAGCUGCCGGUGGUGCCGCACGCCAAGUGUCAGGAAUCGCUCCGCACGACACGCCUCGGUCGUCGGUUCGUGCUACACCAGAGCUUCCUGUGUGCCGGUGGCCGAACGGGUGAGGAUACGUGCCGCGGUGACGGUGGUUCACCGCUCGUCUGCCCGAUCCCUGGCUCGCCAGCGUACUACUAUCAGGCCGGUAUCGUAGCGUGGGGUAUUGGUUGCGGUGAAAAUGGUAUCCCCGGCGUGUACGGUAAUGUCGCUUACUUCCGGGACUGGAUCGAUAAGCAGCUGCAGACGCGUAACAUCGCGGCACGGGACUACAUCUUUACCGCUCCGUGAUCCGAGCCCGUGUCCCUCGGCACACAAACGCGUAUCGCACGCACGACAUUAAUAGAACUCGAAUAAAAUGAUAUUCAAUCAGAUCAGA
Anopheles aquasalis is the source of this 1576-nucleotide messenger RNA. Its product is annotated as phenoloxidase-activating factor 2. Gene Ontology annotation, biological process: proteolysis. The record is from RefSeq and is a predicted model, not a curated record. Gene Ontology annotation, molecular function: serine-type endopeptidase activity. Lineage: Eukaryota; Metazoa; Arthropoda; Insecta; Diptera; Culicidae.